AUGGUGUCUCGAACAGAUGUCAACGGCGACACGGCCGCCUUAAAAAAACGAAAGCGGGAGCAGAAGGACGAUGCGGUCCUGGCGCUGAAGAGACUCAGGUCGAAGCCGCAUGCAAAGCAACAAUCCAAUGGCAAUGUCGAGGUUGCCUCCAGUUUGGGCGAACAUGGUGCAGAUUCGAGCGAGGCACCAGCGCAAAAUACCAACGGCGAAGAUGUGGGGUUGCCCGAUGUCUCUUUGCCGGAAGCAGCGCGAGGCGCAGAGACAGAGCCGUCGGCAUCGUGGAAGGUAUCCAAGCCGAUGGGUGGGAGAAUGCUCGACAUAGACCCGAUAUUUUCACUCGACGAGCGGCAUUUAAUCAUCACAUACAACACUUCAAUCCAAGUAUAUUCCGCCGAAAACUCCUUGCUUGUUCGCCGCAUCGCGCUCCCCGUUACAGGUUCAGAUACUGGAAACGAUUUGAUGUCUACGCACAUCGUGGCGUCGUCGCUGUCUAAAACAUCUCCCGAAUAUGUCUGGGUCGCGUGCUCCGACGGACGUAUAUGGCACAUCAACUGGAAGACAGGGGCAGGGACCGACACCCCCUUUAUCAUUGAGGUAAAGAAGGUCCUUGGAAUGACGGUGGAAGCUGUGGAGAUGGGCGGGGCUACGCAGGAUGUGCUGCUUGUUCUCAAGAAGCUGACCAAAGCCUCUGGGCAAAUUAUGGCUUUCGACGCCAAGGCGCUAUCCCAGGGCGAGGGCCAACUCAUUCACACUUACGACGAGAGCCCACAGCUCCUCCAAUUCGCAGCCGGCGGCCGACUAAUUGUCGCCGCGGCGAAAGAGACACUUCACAUUGGCUUACUCAAAUCUAACAAGAAGCUCAACUCUAUCGGCGACUUAGAGUUCCAGUUUCACUCCUUCGGCGUUCCAGACCCUAUCACGUGCUUCGAUAUACGGUCUGAAACUCAGACACACAAAAAGCGUACAGAAAUCAAGUCUGUGGACCUGACCAUUGGGUGCGCUCGCGGAGCCAUCUAUCUCUACGACGACGUGCUUUCCAAGCUCCCCGGAGGCGGAUCAAGGUCGGGCAAAACGAGCUUAUUCCAGCCACGAAAAUAUCAUUGGCACAGAAGAGCUGUCCAUUGCGUCAAGUGGUCUGAAGAUGGCAACUACCUGAUAUCUGGUGGCUACGAGACGGUCCUUGUUCUGUGGCAGCUGGAUACCGGGAAAAUAGACUUUCUCCCCCACUUGUCGGCAGCGAUUGAGAACAUUGUCGUGUCCCCACGAGGAUCGUCUUACGCGCUUCACCUCGACGAUAAUUCGACGAUGAUAAUGUCUACAGCAGAGAUGAAGCCAACCAUGUACGUCUCGGGCAUUCAGUCUCUUGUUCUAGGCGAGCAGCCGUCAAAAGAGUCCGUAGUGCAGCGAGUAUGGAAGCCGGUGGAUGAGAUCUCGAGACCCUUGGUCACGGCUAGCAAUCCUCGCAACCCGUCGCAAAUGUUCCUAUGUGUUGGAAAUGGACAGCAGGCUACACUAGGAGGAGGAGUGCCCUCCACGCCGCUUCUCCAGAUCUUUGAUAUUUCCUCCUUCCAGAGCGUCGCAAAGCACGCUAUUGCGCGCACAAACCCUACAGACGCGAAUGUCACCAGCCAGGGCGUCCCGAUUAUCGAGCCCAUGGUCACCAAGCUUUCAUUUUCUCCGGAUGGUAAGUGGCUCGCCUCUGUUGACGAGUGGCAACCCCCUGAGAGAGACGUCGACGCGUUCUUGACUGGGUCAAAGACUGUUGGCGAAGUUAGCCAAGAGAGACGCGAAACUUAUCUUAAGUUUUGGGAGGUUGGCGAAGAUGACAGCUCUCUCCAGCUUGUUUCGCGUAUCAACGAGGCCCAUCACACAAGCCAGCCUGAGAUAAUAUUUGAUCUUGCGAGUGACCCGACGUCUUCUCGAUUUGCCACCAUUGGCAACGACGGGAUGGUGCGCUUCUGGACCUCAAAGUUACGCCGGCGAGACGGGCUUGCAUCUACGGGCCCCGAGGGCCAGCAGCUUAGAGCCUGGUCUUGCUCCCGCACUGUCGCGCUGCCGGCCCGCGGUCAACAAGUCGACCUUGUCGAAACCCCGGCCAAGGAGUCUCGGAGUGGCGCUCUCACAUUUUCGGAAGAUGGUUCCAUCCUCUUCGCUGCCUUUGGUGCUUCGUCUGAGGGCGUGGUUGUCGCUAUUGAUGCCGAGACAGGGGCGCUUCGAGAUGUCGUCUCUGGAAUGUUCAAGGGCAAGAUCAGAGGAAUAAAGGCUCUGUCGUCAUGUCUUAUCAUGCUAUCAGAGGAGCUCACCGUCUACGACGUUGUAUCGGACGAGCUGCAGUAUAGCUUCGGCCUCAAGGAGACAUCGGAAGCUGCAAAGCGGCUCACCCAGUUGGCAGUCAACUACCAGUCGCGCACAUUUGCUCUAGUAGCCCCUAUUCCGAAUCCCACCCAAGAACGGAUGAGGAAGGGCGCCAAGUCGGAACUUGCCAUCUUUUCAGUCGACGACGCUGAGCCGCAAUUGGUGCAAACGUUCCCGCUGCUGAUUACUUCGGUAAUGCCUGCCCCGGAGUCGUCGGGCUUCGUUGCCGUAGACUCGAAGGCUCAAAUAUGGUCUGUCACGGAAGGCGCCGACCAAGCACCGAUACUUCAGCCGCUGGCUGAUAUAGGAAUCGACGGAGACGCUGACGCAAAGGCGGAAGCGGAUCCGCUUGAUCUGGCUGGCGAGGAUGGCGGAGCUAGCGACGAGGAGAUGGAUGAUGCGGAUCAAGAUGUUGAGAUGGAGGACGACUACGAUAUCCAUGCCGCCGUCGUUGCUCCCCAGCGGCUAGCCGAGAUCUUCAACGCCGCACCGGCUUUCGCCAUGCCGCCGAUUGAGGAUUUAUUCUACCAGGUCGCGAAACUGUUCUCGACUAAGCCGGUCAAUGCUUAG
Lasiosphaeria miniovina is the source of this 2925-nucleotide messenger RNA. RefSeq lists its product as uncharacterized. Gene Ontology annotation, cellular component: nucleolus. The transcript is spliced from 3 exons. The record is from RefSeq and is a predicted model, not a curated record. Gene Ontology annotation, biological process: positive regulation of rRNA processing; positive regulation of transcription by RNA polymerase I. NCBI's taxonomy places the organism in Eukaryota, Fungi, Ascomycota, Sordariomycetes, Sordariales, Lasiosphaeriaceae. Gene Ontology annotation, molecular function: protein binding; RNA binding. Bases 1 to 2925 code for a protein of 974 amino acids.